UAUUCUAAUAUAGGGUGAGAUGUCGGGACGCGGUGGUAAAGGUGCCGGCAAAGCCAGAGCUAAGGCUAAGACUCGCUCAUCCCGCGCUGGGCUGCAGUUCCCAGUGGGUCGUGUCCACAGGCUGCUGCGGAAAGGAAACUACGCGGAGCGUGUCGGUGCCGGAGCUCCCGUGUACUUGGCCGCAGUGCUGGAGUACCUGACCGCUGAGAUCCUCGAGCUGGCUGGCAACGCUGCCCGCGACAACAAGAAGACCAGGAUCAUCCCCCGUCACCUGCAGCUGGCUGUCCGCAACGACGAAGAGCUCAACAAGCUGCUCGGCGGAGUUACCAUCGCUCAGGGAGGCGUGCUGCCCAACAUCCAGGCCGUUCUUCUGCCAAAGAAGACCGAGAAACCCGUUAAGAAAUGAGAGUCCGGGAGAGGCUUCAGCAAACAACGGCUCUUUUAAGAGCCACAAAAUUCUGAAUGAAGAGCGAGCUCCUUGUUGGUUUUGUCUGUAGAUUCAGAGAUAUUUUUAUAAUGUAUGUAAAUAAAUUGAGAACAGAUUCAACGAAUUGUUUAUACAGCUCCUUCCACACUCAACAAGAUAUAAAAGCACGUUACAGAGACC
This is a messenger RNA of Toxotes jaculatrix (banded archerfish), 607 nucleotides long. RefSeq names its product histone H2A-like. The transcript has a single exon. Gene Ontology annotation, molecular function: protein heterodimerization activity; structural constituent of chromatin; DNA binding. The record is from RefSeq and is a predicted model, not a curated record. NCBI's taxonomy places the organism in Eukaryota, Metazoa, Chordata, Actinopteri, Toxotidae. Gene Ontology annotation, cellular component: nucleosome. The coding region runs from base 20 to 406 and encodes 128 amino acids.